UAGCGCUCACUGUCUCCCCCUGCCGUCGCCUGACGUUGCUGACGCUGGUGGUGGAGACGCUGAGUGACAGUUGGCGGAGCGAGGCUCAUACACAGACAGGCAGAAUGGCUGCUAAUACUUCUAUGGAAACGAUUUCAAAAGUCCUGGAGACUCAGUUACUCCAGACUGCCAAAAUUAUGGAGGAGCAGCUGGAUGCAGAAAUGGAGAAGAUGGAUAAGCCUGAUGAGGACGAGUUGGAAGUCCUGAAAGAAAGAAGACGACAAGCCCUGAAGAAGGCCCAGCAACAAAAACAAGAAUGGUUAUCAAAAGGGCAUGGUGAAUAUCGAGAAAUCUCCAGCGAGAGAGACUUUUUUCAAGAAGUGAAAGAAAGUAAAAAUGUUGUCUGCCAUUUUUACAAAGAUUCAACCAUGAGAUGCAAAAUAUUGGACAAACACCUGGCAAUUCUUGCCAAGAAGCAUAUUGAAACCAAGUUUCUGAUGUUAAAUGUUGAGAAAGCCCCUUUCUUAUGUGAAAGACUGCGUAUAAAAGUAAUCCCAACACUGGCCUUGGUGAAAGAUGGGAAAACAAAAGAUUAUAUUGUUGGUUUUAGUGAUCUUGGGAAUACAGAUGAAUUUACCACAGAGACUUUGGAAUGGAGAUUAGGCUGCUCUGAAAUUAUUAAAUACAAUGGAAACUUGAUGGAGCCACCUUUCCAAAAUCAGAAGAAGCAUGGCACACAUUUUACGAAGGUGGAUAAGAAGACUAUACGGGGAAAGACUUGUGAUUCAGAUUCUGAUGAUUAAAUCUCCAGCUAGCUCUUUAAAUAUGUUUGCUUAAUAAUACUUAUUUUGGUUUUUCUUUACCUUUUCUUUUUAUAAAGCAUAAUACUUAUUUUGGUUUUUCUUUUCUUUUUUAUAAAGCAUUUUUGUAACUCAUAAAAUGAAUCAAGUGUGUGAUUUGUUAUUGGAGACCAAAGUCGAGUAAUUAUAUUCUCUAGUGCUUUACAAAUCCCUUGGUCCAUUUUCCAAGAAGACAAGCCAGCGUAGAGCUUGACAUGUUGCCUCUUACUAACACUUGGCUAAUUUCAAGCAAUAAAGAAGUAAACUUGAUAUCCUACUUAUUUGGAAGGAUUUUCUAGACUUUGUAUUACUUUUCUCAUACUCCAAAUGGAGAUAGACUAGGAUAAAAUGAUAACAUGGUCAUAGGUAGAACAACUUUUAACAUUUUUCCAAAUCCUCUUUUCAAAGAGUUGUUGAUGUGUGUUUUGGUUGCACAUAAAAACUGCAUCUUCUUUGUGGCCUGGGGUGCAGCUGUGCAGCUUUUGACCCUCAGUCCAAUGUAACCUGGUAGCUCUGCUACUUCAGUAGCGUAACAAGAAGAACCGAAUCCACAUCUGUACUUCCACAGAUGUAUUUACUAAUGUUCCAUCAUGAUCUGUACUGUGAUUAAAUAAAGUCCUCAAGUUUAUAGGGUAUAUUCCAGUGCUUUCAUUGUUGUAGGGGCAAUAGAAGACACGUGUGCUAGUGGACGAACUGAUGUUCUUGUCCCACGGUCAUGUAAUGAGGCCCUAUCCCACCAUCCUGAUCAAAUAGUUUGAAAUUAGAAGUUACAGUAUAUGAAUCAGGAUUUACAGUGUGCACAAAAAUUUAAUGUUUAAGGUUAAAUUACUUAUAAUAAAUUCUCUCUGAAACC
This is a messenger RNA of Pelobates fuscus (common spadefoot toad), 1671 nucleotides long. It is a transcript of the gene TXNDC9, whose product is annotated as thioredoxin domain containing 9. The transcript is spliced from 5 exons. The record is from RefSeq and is a predicted model, not a curated record. Gene Ontology annotation, biological process: microtubule cytoskeleton organization. Bases 105 to 782 code for a protein of 225 amino acids. Lineage: Eukaryota; Metazoa; Chordata; Amphibia; Anura; Pelobatidae. Gene Ontology annotation, cellular component: cytoplasm.